This is a messenger RNA of Entrophospora candida, 726 nucleotides long. The record is from the annotation of a GenBank genome assembly. Lineage: Eukaryota; Fungi; Glomeromycota; Glomeromycetes; Entrophosporales; Entrophosporaceae.
AUGCACCAUAGAAUUAAUAAUAAUCAACAAUACCCACCUUCACCCUCACUUUCUUCUAAUAUUGUUGAUAAUCAUGAUCACAAUCAACAAACAACCUCAUUAACUCAAUCGUCUCCAACAGCUAUCUCACUAGAAGACUUUGAAAAAAUUGUUACAAAGCUUCGGUUGAUUUUCCCAGAUUGUAAUCUUGAUUAUAUUCGUAACAGUUUACAAAAAGAAAUUAGUUCAAAUCCUAAUAAAAAUUAUAAUGAUAAUAGUUUUUUGAGAAGCAUUGUUGAUAAAUUGUUAGCAAUUGACUAUCCAAAAAUCAGCAUGCCUGGAUCACCACCUACAUCUGCUCCUGAGGAAGAUGAAUCGAUGAUGAGGUUGAUUGUUGAUUUGCCACCUUCAUACAAUGAAGUCAUCUCCACUACCAAGAAUGCUGUUAAUGAAGGAAUAAGACCUGAACUUCCAUCAAGACAUCAUCCGAGCGAAAUUGGUACUGGAAAUGAGACAAAUAGAUUAAAAAGACUUGCAAUAUCAGAAUCAAAUUGUCGUAAUCUUAAGAACAGUAGUAAUAAUAAUAGUGCUGGAGAGGAACACAUCCAGAAAAUUACAGAGUAUAUUACAGAGUAUAUUGGUGUUUGGAAUAAAGAGUUUUUUGAACCUAGAAAAAUCAAGAUUAAUUUUCAUGAAGGAAAAAAAGAAAAUUCUAUUGGGUAUUCUUUUAUAAUUAAAAACAUUUAA